Molecule: messenger RNA, 1833 nt
Organism: Hydra vulgaris (swiftwater hydra)
Lineage: Eukaryota; Metazoa; Cnidaria; Hydrozoa; Anthoathecata; Hydridae
Molecular function (GO): protein binding
Source: RefSeq, a predicted model, not a curated record
CAUAUGGUAGGUUAUCACAUUUUGAAAUUAUCAAGAAAAUUUUUUUUUUUAACUUUUUUAACUAAAAGUUUGAAGCUGUUUAAAAGCAUCAGUUUUCCAUUUGUGCAAAAUUUAACAAAUGGAUUUAAGAAAUGAAAACAAUAUUGUUCUAGAACAAUUUAAAGUAUCAAAUAACUCAAUCAGUCAUGAAAUUGAUGAUGUUGUUACUGAUAAAAGUGAAGUGCUACCAGUUUUCUGCCAGUCACUAGAAGCUCUGUUACAAAAAGGAAUCAAAAGAGGUUUGGGUGUAACAGGUUUAGUUGAUCGUGAUUAUUGGAAUGUUAUUGAAGGUUUAAUCAGUUCAAAUAAAGUUGUUAUAAAACCUUCAUUAUCAUUGUCUCAUACUAUUUGUCUUGUUCAACAAUGUAAAAAGACGACUACAACUCUUGCAAGAGGCAGACUGUUUAUUCGAAUAGCGUUGACAAAAAGUUUGUUGCACCAAACUUUUCAAUGUUUGUUUGAAAAUCAAGAUUAUGUUAAAUAUUGGUAUAAAGAUGAGUCACCGCUAGUUAACGGCAAGAACCAAAAAGUUGUACUGGAGUUAUUAAAUAUGUUAAGUACAAGAUUAUUCAAAUUGAAUAUUAAGAAUUGUAGCUUUUUGAAUGAAACCUGGAUUAUACCAGAUUCUCAGGAAUACGAAUUUGUACCUUGUGCAUUUCUUGGCAUAACAUUGCUUUCACUAGAUGGAAGAUGUAUAAUUGUUCAAGUUACUCCUGGCAGUGUUGCUCAGGAGCAUGGAAUUCAACCUGGAGAUUGCUUAGAUGAAUUAUUCUCUCAACUCAUCGAUGACAAAUGGUCUCAAAAAAUUGGCCAGUUAAAGCGAAAAAAUCAAGGAAAACCUGUAAUUGCCACUUUUGUCAAGGGCCAGUUUUCAGAUGGUCAUUGGUUUGCACCAGUUUUCCAAAGAUACAAGGCCUUGUGUAAUGCUGGAAAAUGUACAAUGAUUUUACAAAGAGAUCGUUCUAAUAGUUUUAGUUUCAUUACCCCAAAGGAAUCUGAGCCUCGGAAUAAGUUUGAUGUGCUUUACAUUGGAAGUUAUGAUGUUGGAAAAAAAGGUAGCUGUAAGUUUGUUCAAAACGGAAUUUCAAAGCUCUUAGAAAACAAUGAGUUAGCCCAGAAAAAAGUAUGUUUGGAGUUAAUGGAAAGAGAUAUUGUAAUGAAUUGUUUAGAAACAGAAGAGAUUAUUGGGCGAUUUUCUUACACAGAGACCUCAUCUUGUGCCUUAAAAGAAAACGACCCAACAUAUUUUGGUUUUAUUACUGGAAAUACUACGUGUUCGUUUGCUGAUCAGUUUCAAUGUCACGUGUUUAAAUGCAAUACUUCAAUGAUGGCAAGAACUAUUAUUGAAGGGAUAGGCAAAGGUUUUGACCGAACAAUUUAUUGCGUGUAGAGUUUACAUUUUUAUAGUCUUUUUAAAUAUUUGUACAAAACAUGAUGAACCCAAUGGAAGUAUUUAACUAAUAAAACACGAUGAACCUAAUGGAAGUAUUUAACAAGAAUUAUCUACCUAAAGAAGAUCUUUGAAUAAAUUUUACUUCGAACUCUGCUACACUUGUGAUCGAAAAUAAAUUACUCAGGUUGUAAUGAAAACUUAUAAAUAUUUUAAUAUUUAUUUAAAAAGUAAAUAAUAUUUAUUUAUUUGACAUUUAUAUAUUACUUUAUACAUGAUAUUUAUUUGUAUAAAAUUUGUAUAAAUUUAUUUUUACAGAUACCCGAACGCACACACAUAUACGCUGUAAAAAUAUAAAAAACUGAUGUAUUUUUAUAAUUUAAUAUAAAAACUAUAAAUAAAAA